This is a messenger RNA of Pectinophora gossypiella (pink bollworm), 4676 nucleotides long. RefSeq lists its product as uncharacterized. NCBI's taxonomy places the organism in Eukaryota, Metazoa, Arthropoda, Insecta, Lepidoptera, Gelechiidae. The record is from RefSeq and is a predicted model, not a curated record. Bases 2 to 1009 code for a protein of 335 amino acids. The transcript has 2 exons.
UAUGACGACAUUUGACGACCUUUUAAGAAGGGUGAAUGAAGAUUUAAAAAAGCGUGACACAAAUAUGAGAAAAAGCAUCACACCUGAAGAAAAGUUAGCAAUAUGUUUAAGGUACUUGGCAUCUGGGUGUUCAUACAUGGAUUUACAUUACACAUAUCGAGUGGGAGUCUCAACAAUCAACUCAAUAAUAAUAGAAGUAACAAAUGUUAUAUGGAAUAAGUUGCAUCAGGAGUUUAUGAAAUUGCCCGACACAAAAUAUGAGUGGGAACAAAUUGCUGACGCAUUUUAUAAUAAAGCUAAUUUUCCUCACUGCAUUGGUGCAGUUGAUGGAAAGCACAUAAGAAUGAAGAAACCAAGUCACAGCGGUUCUAUGUACAUGAAUUACAAGAAUUUUUUUUCCAUUGUAUUGCUAGCGGUAGUGGAUUCGAAUUAUAGAUUCAUCUAUAUCAGCGUAGGCUCUUAUGGCAAAGAAUGUGACUCCUCUAUAUUCAAAGAAUGUACUUUCUGGAUAAGAUUAAAUGAUGGCAGUUUAGAUUUACCAGCUUCUGGUCCUUUACCAGGUUUGGAAUCACGUGUUCCAUUUGUGAUAGUGGGUGAUGAAGCAUUUGGUUUGCAUUAUAAUCUGUUAAGACCCUAUGGAGGAACUCAUUUAGAUAAAAAUAAAAGGAUAUUUAACUAUCGAUUAACAAGAGCCAGACGUUAUGUGGAGUGCGCGUUUGGAAUAUUGGCAAAUAAAUGGCGAAUAUUUCAUCGUCCAUUGGACGUAAGCACCAGUACAGCUAUCUCGAUAGUUAAAACUUGCGCUGUGCUUCAUAACUAUAUCAUGCACAAUGAAAGUUCAUAUGCGAACAUUGACAGCAACAGUUCAACGAUAUCUUUGGAAAACGUACGUAAUGAGCCAAAUACACGAGGCGGACGCUGUGCUAACACAAUACGAACAGAGUUUACAAAUUAUUUUGUUUCUGAAGUGGGAGCUGUACCUUGGCAAGAAGAAGCAAUACAAGGAUAAACGAAAUAAAUAUAAAAACUUACCAUAGAUUUGUCUUUCUUUUUCCUCAAGUUCUUGAAAGUCUUCUCUCAAAACAAUGCAAACUUCGCGCCAUGCUGCAGUUCGCAAGUUGGUAUCUUUAUAAUUUUCCAGCGUCUUAUCCCAUAAUAUAGGCCUAAUUUCUAUUAGUGUAAUAAGAAGUUCGGGAUCAAUAUUUGUUUGCGACAUUUUUCGACGAAACACAACCUUCUCGGCGCCGCGCAAAAGAGCAAUGCGCGAGCGCAACACACGCGAGGGUGACGCGGCGGGCGCGGGGCGGGGGCUGCCACCACUCCACUAUCCCGCAAAAAACAGUGUCCAGCCGAAAAACCGCACGCAGGAAGCCGUGUGAACACCGCUAUUAAAAUAUAUGUGUGAUUAAACGGGAUCCCGCUUUUUACUGGACUUCGGAUCCAGUUUCUAGUGACAAAACCGAACGGCACAAUUCGACCGGAUCGGUUUUUUGCAGGAUCCCGCAUGCGGGAUGCUCGUGUGAACGCUAGCAUAUAAACAUAUUCGCCAUCAAACGGGAUCCUGCAGAAAACGGGAUCCUGUUAAAAACUGGACUGCCGUGUGAAAGGGGUGUGACUGCGGCUGUAAUUUCUGCAUUUAGCUUGGGAGCUUCUAGUAGUAGUAGCUUACAAUUAUUUGGGAUGAGGUAAUCUUUUAACCCUUAAAUGCAUAUUUUUUUAUUUUGUAAAGAAAAAAAUAUUUUUGUGUACAUAUUUGUCGAUUAAUGAUAGGAAAAAUAAUUAAAAAAAUCCCAAUUAAAAAAAUUAUGACUUUAUUCAAAAAAAACAAAAAUGUUGCCUUUUGGCUACAUCAUGCGUUAAACACAUGAACUACCUUAUCAGCACAUAUUAGUAUAGUAUAGCUUAUCAGGAGUGGAAUGCAGCAAAACAGUUUCUGUCUUUAGUAUGGCAGAGUGCAACAUGACAUUUCGUGCACUCUGUACGCGAAAAUCCAUUACAACCAGGGAGUCUGCACCUAUUUUUCUUCAGACAUCUUCCCUCGUUGUGGGCGACACCAUCUGUGCGUACAUCUUUCACAGGCACAGGGUUCAGUGGUUUACGACGAGGUUUUUUGGCUUCCAGUUCUCUUUCAAUAUUGCUCGAUGAUGGUCUUCCUCUCUUUUCCACACUCUUUUUAUAGUUGCACAAAGCCUCUGCUAACUCAGAUCUAAAGUCGCCUAAAGUCAUUUUCUUUGUUUGAUUUGUAUUAUUAGAUUUUUUAUAUAAGACCCAGGAGUUGAUCACCGCCAUAUCAACCAAAUGAUAGAAAAUGCGAAUAUACCAUUUCCUGCUCUUUAUUCUUAUCCUAUAUCUUCCCAAAAAACUGUCCAUCAGGUCGACGCCCCCCAUGUGAGCGUUAUAGUCUUUGAUAAUUUUUGGGCAGGGUAUAGUGACAGUGGUCUUCUCUUUUUUGUCGUACCUUUGAACUGUCUCGGCCGGUUCCGCUCCAACGUAUGUUGAUGCCAAUGUCACCAUUUUGUUGUCCUUCCAUGUUGUUACAGAUAUAUCAACACCUUCAUAAUCAGCCAUUUGCUCCUCAUAUGCUCCGCGAGGUACAGAAUCUUUCAUGAAUGCGUUGGCAGUUGGCAGUUUGCAGUUCUUGCCGAGACGAUUCUAAAACUAUCUAAAACCGAAUCUAAAACGUUGGUUGUUCGAUGGCGCUCACCGAAAACGCUAAAUACUACAGGGGAAUGUAUUUUCAACCAAAACGUUUCGAUGUAGUUUAUAAACUUUUCCAUUCGUUUCAAACUGUGACAUUCUGAUUUUAUAUAAUGAAAUCCUGGUAACACCUCAUCAAGAGGUAGUAGUGGUAAGGCGGCAGUGAGAGCUACUAUUCUCCUUUCAGGUUUAUUUUGCGUAUUCUUCAGGGAUUUCGCCUUUUUCCAAAUAUUGCGCACCCAAUGAUAAUAACAACCUUUUAAAGUAACGUUAGGGAAUACUUUUAAAAUUGCGUUCAUUGCCGCUAUUUCAUAAUCACUGUGAACUUUAUAUGGUUUCCAUCCAGGUAUUUGGGACAGAAUCAUAUUAAACAAAAUUACAUAACUCUUUUCUUUCCGGUCUGACAUAAGUGCAAAUACUAACGGAACGACUUUAGUUGUUCCCGUGGUACUCCUCAUAUCACCAUGAAUAUUAUAUAAUUGAGAGAAGGGUGCUGGACAACUAUAAAAGGUGCCGUCAAUAAAAUAUUCUUUAAUAGUUGGAAUUAAUUUUCGGGAAUCAUUGGAAGAAAAGACUAAUAUACGGGUUUCUUCUCCUGCUUGGUCAUGGUAGUAAUCCGCUAAAAGGAAAUCUUUGAACUGAACUGGUACCUCCACUUCACCAAAACUUUUGAACACUGUCUUUGAUACUUUUGCAAAUUUAUUUCUUGCGUCGUGUAAAAAAUGUUUAACUCCUUCGUAUGGCGGUAAACUCCCCAUUCCUAAAUUUAACCCCUUGUCUGUGAAAUCGUUAUAUUUUUUGUCAUAUACCCUUUGAAUGGGUUCAUCUGAUGACAUUACUUUUUCCCGCAAGUCACAUAUUUCUUUUAGUACUUGAUUUUUAUGUACAUCUACUUCACAGGUAUGCUCUUUUCUUCUAAGGAUUUUCUUAUCCUAAAAUACAUAAAAAUAAUUCUGAACUCUUUCAGCACCAAUCACUGAACUACUUAACGAAAUCAGAGCUAAUUGAUUAGAUUAAGAAUAAGUGGACUAGUGAUACAAGGGGAAUUCAAAUUCUUCAUUGUUUGUCUAUUAUAUUCACAGGACUUAUAACUAGUCUUUAAACAUAUGGCCUUCUCACCUCUGUAAUCGUUACUGUACCGCAACAUUUGGUAGUAAAAUACGACGUACACCUCCAUAUCACUGAACUAUUUUUAUAUUUUUUGUGUCGGUGAUACCUAUAUUUUCCGCAGAGCAAAGCCGUUCCGCCAUUUAUAUUAAUAAAAUCAAGUUCUUCUGAAUCCAUUUUUAAUCAAUAUUAUUGCAAAAGUCACUUAAUAAAUCAGUUUUUAAAUGUCACUUUAAAAUAAAUCGUUUUUUGAAAGGAGUUUUUCACAUUGGCGGACUCAUUUAAUGUCAGCCAGUGUAUAUUUAAUGUAGGUGCUGGGAUAAUAAAAGGAAUAUUGAACUUGAAUUGCAUGAUAAGACUUACAUUAUUGCAACAAAUAGAUAAUAAUAGUUGCGGAAACAAUAAUCAUAGAUAAAUAACCAUACGAGUACUUUGUCACAUCAUUAUGGUGGUAUGGUUUGGGACCCACCCUACCACCAGGGGUAGGGCUAGUGGUAUGGUGGGUCCGCAAUCGGCUCAGAUCUGUACGUAUAUACAGGAUGUUCAUUAUUAGAAAUAAAACAAACAGUCAUAGUUUUAUUAUUUUAUUUUAGAAAUAAAACAAAUAGAAUUAGUUUAGGUUAAGAUUUUUAAUUAAAGGUAGUAGUACUAAAUAAGCUAAAAAUCAUAAUAUAAUAAUUUAUAUUUCUUGUAAUUGCCUAUAAUAAUAAACAAAAAUUAUAAUCAUCAAAAAUUAGACGGGUACUUGCACUUGUACAUAAGUAAAGGUACACAGCCAGGUACUUGACACAUCUAGACAAUACAAUACAAUUGACAUAGCUCGAAAAAUCGCAAACCAUAAGUGGCAGUGGGCAGAGCACAUUGUUCGCAGA